ACAACAGACGAGGGUGGUGGUGGAUGGGAGCGGAGGGGGAGCAUGCGGAGCUUAGACAGGUGUUGCUGGGGUUUGCGCAUCGCUCGUGAGAUCGUUUGGCAGGAUGGGAGCUGCGAGAACGCCCACGCAACCCCACCAUAGUUUCCCAUGUAUUCUGCAGUUUUGCUUUUCGUAAUACGAAAUUCAAUUAACGCUGGAAACCAACUGAACGUCGCAAUGGUGCACCACUCGGGCUCCAUCCAGUCCUUCAAGCAGCAGAAAGGCAUGCACACCAGCAUCAGCGAGAUCCUGAAGGAGAAGAGCCUGAAGCCGUCUCGCCGCAGCCUGCCCUGCCUGGCCCAGAGUCAGACUCAUCCACUCAACCUCAACCACUUCCUGUCUGUUCCUCUGAGCCCGGAGCUGAAACCAGAAGUUGAGGGUCUGAGUCAGAGUAUCAGCACCUCUUCCAGGCUCCUGCACCCGCAGACAGCAGAAGAUGGCGAGGAUCAGUACGUGGAGGAGUCAGAGGUGACGUGUGAAACAAAACCAGAGGAGUCAUUUCCUUUACAAAAGCCUGUCACCCGUGCUAAACUAGAGGCCCGCACAGAUUCACUUCGGGGAAAGAAACCAGCUAUUUCCUCUGGGCUGUUUUUCCGAGAUGGGAAAAAGCGUAUUGACUACAUCCUGGUUUACAAGAAGUCAAGUCCACAGGUGGAAAAGAGGUGCACCUUUGAGAAGAAUUUACGGGCGGAGGGUCUGAUGCUAGAGAAGGAGCCUUCCUUGACGAACAACGACAUAAUGUUUGUGAAGGUCCAUGCUCCUUGGGAUACACUUUGCAAAUAUGCAGAGCAGAUGAACAUCCGAAUGCCUUUCAGGAAAAAAUGUUACUUUACGGACUGGAAGAGCAAAACCCUGGGCAGCAGGUUUCAUCUGAGAUGUCGUCAGAUAAAAAGUUGGCUUCCCAGAAAUCCCAUGAAGCUGGACAAAGAGGCCUUGCCUGACCUAGAGGAAAGUGACUGCUACACAGCCCCCUUCAGCAGAGCACGCAUGCAUCACUUCACUAUCAACAACAGAGAGACCUUCUUCUCCAAUUCCACCAGAAGCAGAAUUCUCCAUCAUGUGCUACAACGCACCAAGUACGAGGAGGGAAAAUUAAAGAUGGGUAUAAACCGGUUAUUGGGCAACAACACAUAUGAGGCUGCAUUUCCUCCUCAUGAGGGUGGUUACAAGAGCAGACACCCAAUUAAGACGCACGGUGUCCAGAACCACAGGCAUCUUCUGUAUGAGCGUUGGGCCCGCUGGGGAAUCUGGUACAAAUACCAGCCUCUGGACCUCAUCAGGCGGUACUUUGGUGAGAAAAUCGGUCUUUACUUUGCGUGGUUGGGCUGGUACACCGGCAUGUUGAUCCCUGCCGCCCUGGUUGGGGUUUUUGUCUUCCUCUAUGGUCUCUUCACUAUGGACUCCAGCCAAGUCAGUAAAGAGAUAUGUGAAGCCAACACCACCAUCAUGUGUCCUAUGUGUGAGGACACCUGUGAGCCAUGGACACUGAGUGACAGUUGUGUCUACGCAAAGGUGACCCAUCUGUUUGAUAAUGGCGGCACUGUGUUCUUUGCCAUCUUUAUGGCUAUUUGGGCCACAGUAUUCCUGGAGUUCUGGAAAAGGAGGAGGGCAGAACUGACUUAUGACUGGGAUCUCAUCGAUUGGGAGGAGGAAGAGGAGGAGCUGAGGCCUCAGUUUGAAGCCAAGUACUCCGGGGUGGAGAGAGUCAACCCCAUCUCUGGCAAGCCUGAGCCUUUCCAGCCCUUCACAGACAAACUCAGCAGGCUCAUGGUGUCUGUGUCCGGAAUAUUCUUCAUGAUUUCCCUCGUUCUGACAGCCGUGUUUGCCGUGGUGGUAUUCCGUCUCAUUGCGAUGGAGAAAUUUGCUUCCUUCAACUGGUAUUUUGUGAAGAAGAACUGGCAGUUUGCCACCUCUGGCACCGGUGUCUGCAUCAACUUUAUGAUCAUCAUGUCUCUCAACGUGGUGUAUGAAAAGGUGGCCUAUUUGCUGACAAAUUUAGAGCACCCACGGACAGAGUCUGAGUGGGAGAACAGCUUUUCUCUGAAGAUGUUCCUGUUCCAGUUUGUAAAUUUGAACAGCUCCACAUUUUACAUUGCUUUCUUUCUCGGAAGGUUUGCUGGCAGGCCUGGAAAAUACAAUAAACUCUUUAAUCGAUGGAGACUGGAGGAGUGUCACCCGAGUGGCUGUUUGAUUGAUCUGUGCCUGCAAAUGGGAGUCAUCAUGUUCUUCAAACAAAUCUGGAACAACUUCAUGGAGCUUGGUUAUCCCUUGCUGCAGAACUGGUGGUCUCGUAGAAAGAUGAAGAAAGUAGGUGGUGGAGGGCAGAAUGUAGAGAAUAAAGCCCAGCUUCCGCAGUGGGACAAAGACUGGAAUCUGCAGCCGAUGAACGCCCAUGGACUGGUGGAUGAAUACCUUGAAAUGGUUCUCCAGUUUGGCUUCACCACCAUCUUUGUAGCAGCGUUCCCGCUGGCUCCUCUCCUGGCUCUGCUCAACAACAUCAUUGAAAUUCGUCUUGACGCCUACAAGUUUGUCACUCAGUGGAGGAGACCCAUGCCAGCUCGAGCCACUGACAUAGGUAUCUGGCACGGAAUCCUCGAAGGUAUCGGUGUGCUGGCAGUCAUCACCAACGCCUUUGUCAUCGCCAUUACCUCAGACUACAUUCCCCGUUUUGUUUACGCCUUCAAAUAUGGCCCGUGUGUUGACAAGGGACACCACCACGAGGAUGAGUGUUUGCGAGGGUACAUGAACAGCAGCCUGUCUGUGUUUGAGAUGAGGGAGAUGAAGAACAGCAGCCAGUUCAGAUACUGCAGGUACAGAGACUACAGAGCGCCGCCGUGGAGCUCAGUGCCGUAUGAAUUCACCCUUCAGUUCUGGCAUGUCUUGGCUGCCAGGUUGGCCUUCAUCAUCGUCUUUGAGCACCUGGUGUAUGGGAUCAAGUCCUUCAUAGCAUACCUCAUUCCGGACAUUCCGAAGGAUCUCUGCGAUCGUAUGAGGAGGGAAAAGUACCUGAUGCAAGAGAUGAUGUACGAAGCAGAACUGGAGCACCUGCAGAAGGAGAGGAAGAAGAACGGAGGGCGUUAUCACCAUGAGUGGCCUUAGUUUUUACCCCCAUAUCUCUAUUGCACACUACACAGCCCUCAACUCACAGGCAAAACCUCCCCCUCUCUGCUUAUUUAUGUGUUUUAACUUUGAGAGUCAGGCUUCACUCGGCUGAUUCUGUACACCAAAGACACCCUCUUCAGUAACCAAACCUAUCUGGCUUCAGGCUCUGAACCUGACCACUCCCCCGCCAUCUGUUCCAUGUCCAGUGUAUUCGCUGCUCUUAGUUUCCGGCUCUGGCGCUCUCCUGUGGCCCAUCCCUCACCUGGCUUUCUCCAUCAGGUUCCUCUUGGGCCUGUGCUGUUUUAUGGCUUUGCUAGGAAAACCUGUGCAAUUGUAAUGUUUACUAUGCAGAUCAAGGAGUGCAGAUCACCGCUGGUCUCUUUUGGCACCCAUCCUGCACUCUCUCUGUGUGGCAGCUAGCACUCUGCUUUGCUCUUUUUGGUGCCGCAAAGCAUCAUGGCCGUGUUUUUCUUCAUAUGUGGCAGAAGUACCGUGGCACUUAGCGUUUCUUGUUGCAAACGAGAUUCUGGGGAUGUGGCUGCAAAAUACAUUGGACACUGUUUUUGCAAAGCGACUGUAUAUUACCCUUGGAGCAUGCUGAUUAAUAUUUCCAGCAAGAAAAAAAUAACAGCAAUCAUCGUGGAGAAUGUGAACAUCCAUUCAGAAACUUUGUCAAAGAAUUCUCUAUGAAAUUAUAUAAAGUGCAUGGUAAUAUUAUUUUGUACCUUUUGACAGAAAAAGUCCCUGUCUUAAUGCCUGGUUCAAGUGUGUCUGUACUUAAUGUGAGCUGUGUGUUUAUCUGUUUGUGGUACUACUGAGCUUGACUGUCUUGAGUUGAGGAAAUGUGAUCUUAGUGUGAUUUGACUGUGCCUAAAGUUGUGCGCACCACAAUUGUGUCACCAACAUCACGUGUGCCUGUUUGUGCUGCAAGUGCAAGAAAUAUUCUCUCUCAUGGUUCUAAUGUGUGAUCAUUUGUAAACUCUCUGAACUCUCCUGUAAGGAUUUGUUUUGGAUGUAAGUCACACCACAGUACCUGCUCGGGUCUCAGCCAAUGGCUCUGGAACACAAUAUACGUUGUAACAUGACUCCCAUCAUGAACAAUGUAUACACUUGCAUGCAGAAGCCACAAAUCUGAUCUUCCGUUCUGCGCUCACAGCCUGUUUUUCAUUUGUUGUUGGAAGCCCUGAAGCGUGGUUGAAACUUGGAUCACUUAGACAUACCUGUGGCUUGGAUGUUCAGCUUGCAAAGAACAUCCAACCACUGUUUCUCGCUCACAUAGUACACCAACAUACUACAGUUCUAUUCCUUUGCUAAGCAUACGGUCAGAGACCGUUUUGGGUGCUUUCUGGCCUUUAGUGAUGUGAAACAAUGGAAUUUAGUUUUUAGUUUUUUUUAAACGUCAUAGUCUUUUUAUUGUGGUCAGUUCUGGAGCAGCAUGUGUCUGGAAACUCAGGAAAACAGGCAGCAUGGGCAACCCAUCUAUUUGUGAGGCUGAGUCAGAAUCCUAACUAUUUCCUGAUUCAUUCAUGUUGAGAUAGAGCGUUGUGAAGUAAACAGUAUUAAUGAGGAGGUUUCUAUUUUCUAGGUCAGGGGUCUUCAAUGAUUUUUAAGCCAAGGACCCCUUAACUGAAAGAGAGACAGAGCAGGGACCCCCUACUACAUGUAUUGUAUGUAUAAAAUUAACUGGGCAUACAAUAACGUGUAGGGAGUUCUUUUUACAUACCUUUUUAGUCCAUAGAAUACUAAGCUAUUAAAAUAGCCUAAUGAGAGUUAGCAUGAUUUAAUAAAUCAUGUUUUAUUGUUAAACACACUAUACAUGGGGCACAAUGAAUCCUUAGGAUUAACUGUAUGAUCUGUGGAUGGCCUUAGUGACUACCUUACCUUUAGUUCACUAAGCGAUGGGGAUUUAUAUUUGAUAAUGAUAUGUUGGAUUAUUGUUAAGACUUUUUAAGUUUUGAAAAACUUACAAAAAUUAACAAUAAUUUGGAGGCCCUCCUGCAUUGACUGUGAGGACCCCAUGUUGAAGAUCUCUGUUCUAGGAAAUGAGAACUUUCACAUUGGCCCAAGAGCUUCAGUACAGGUCAUGUUGAUCAUAUGAAUCUAACAACUGAACAUAAAGAAUACAACUUCCCUGAAUGCAUUGCACAACACUAAAACGUAUUUCUCAUUUUACAAGAAUUGUAGUUCAUUUAAAUGUAUUUAUUUAUUUUUCUGUUCUCUGUGUAUAUAUUAUGAUAUGUACGUAAUGUUUUUAUACUUUUUAUUUUGUGCUGUCAGUAUGACUUCACCUGUUUUCACUCUUAGAUUAACAAAGUAAUGUCCAUUUCUCAGGUGUCUUCUGAAUGUUUUAUAUUUUCUAAGAUGCAAUUAAAGGUGUCCUGCUUUUUAAGAAAUAUAUUUUUGCACUGCAGUGUAUUUGCAUGACUAUAGUGUACACUCAGUUAAUAGCAUGUUUGACUUUUCUUUGCAUAAUCACAGAAGUAUAUUAGAGAAGAUCAGAAAUCACAAGUCAAAAUGGAGACAUAUGAUGCAGGCUGUUGUUGUUAAGAAGUAAUGAGGCUUUCAAAGUGUUCAAUCAAUUGAUCAUAAUGAAUUAAUUUACAAUUUUUAAAUCUCAUUCCAAUAUAGUCCAGGUUUUCAGAAUAUCUUCUUCGCUAUGUGAACAUUAAAAAUCUAUGCAUGUUGUUAUUCUUGAGUUUGAACAGACGCAGAUGUAAAUGUACCGGUACAUUUGUACUGUAAAGUACGGUAUGCAUGACCUAACGUCUGCUUUAAGCACACUUAACUUCUGUAAAGUCGUUAACAGCGUCUUAAACAUAUCCCCUUUCCUUUUUUCGGUGUUGAUCCUUUUUGGAGGCCUGGACAAGACAUAAUGUUUCUUGAUGUGACAGAAUUUUAAAUUGUUAAGAGUAUUUUCUAAAUAAAAGCUUGGACUCCAGACUUAUUUAUAUAAUCUGACCUCUUUGAACACUCAAUGGGAAUUCAAAUAAUAUUCACCCUCUUUUACAGCUGACGUGUUUAACUAAAAGGGAUAGGGGUAAUUUCAUGAAUGAAUUUGGCCUUGGAUGUUUGACUUAACCAGCCACUAAUCUUUUUUUCUGUUAUCUUCUCCUUUCUGAGAGCUUUGAUCGACCUUCUCACUAACACAAAUGCUGCACAGUGGUGGAAAGGCUGCUGUUGGCGAUAGCACAAUAUGGGUAUUGCAUAAUAAUUAAUAAUGGCAUGACCUUGCACAUCUCUGAAAAAAUAGCAGUCUAGGGAGGGAUUAAGCUUUCUGUUCCAUGCUAUGCCUCCUAAUAGGAUUGGGCUUGAACAAGUCAAGUACUUGAUGUGAAAGCACAGUGAUGUUAAAUGUAAAUGUACAGUAGGGUGGUAUCACACGUGACAUGAAGUGCAUCAAUAACAUUGUUUACUUCGUUGCUGUUUACAUGUAAAAAUAUACUGAAAUGUAUACAAAAUAAUGUAACAUAAAACUAAUUUGGAUAUCACUCUUUUCUGUAAUAAAUCAUGAAUUGUAUCUUUUAAAUUAAA
This is a messenger RNA of Etheostoma cragini (Arkansas darter), 6672 nucleotides long. RefSeq names its product anoctamin 3 (gene ano3). Gene Ontology annotation, molecular function: chloride channel activity; protein dimerization activity. Gene Ontology annotation, cellular component: plasma membrane. The coding region runs from base 148 to 3138 and encodes 996 amino acids. NCBI's taxonomy places the organism in Eukaryota, Metazoa, Chordata, Actinopteri, Perciformes, Percidae. The record is from RefSeq and is a predicted model, not a curated record. The transcript has 25 exons. Gene Ontology annotation, biological process: chloride transmembrane transport.